GAAGAGGUUAAUCUUUGGAUGUAGAUUUUGUCAAGAAGCAGUAUAUUUUUAUUGCAAAGAAUGAUACUUAAUAAAAAUACAAAAAUAAUUGGGAGCAGAGUCAUAUUAGUACCCUACCAGAAGAAGCAUGUACCAAAGUAUCAUACCUGGAUGCAAUCAGAGGAGUUAAGAAACCUCACUUCAUCCGAACAACUAUCUCUCGAAGAAGAAUAUAAUAUGCAACAAUCAUGGCUUCUUGAUGAAAACAAAUGCACAUUCAUAAUAUUGGAUAAAGAGAUCUAUACUAAUUCUAAAGAUGAGAUUGUUGCUAUGAUUGGAGAUACGAAUUUUUUCUUAACCGAUAUAAAUGGAGUACUUUGCGCUGAGGCUGAAAUUAUGAUCGCAGAAGUAACGAGUCAAGGGAAGAAACGAGGUUGGGAUUCAAUGUUACAUAUGUUCCUAUAUGGCAUUGCUUUUAUCCACAUCAAACAUUUCAUUGUGAAAAUAGGAAACUCCAACUCAAAAAGCAUCAGUAUGUUCCGGAAAAUGGGAUUUAUUCAGACAAAAGAAGUUGACGUUUUCAAUGAGCAGCACUACUGAAAAAUGCCUCAGCAAAAUAGCAAGUAUUUAAGACCUUGACCAAAUGAGUACCGUGGGUCUAGACUCUAUGAAGAAGAAGAGUAUGGGCUUCACCAAUGUGGUUACAGUUGGGUUGGAUGAAUAAUAUUCAUGUGAGUUUGAAGUCUUCUUCAUAACAAUUCAUGUUGAGGUAGGAAGCAAUGUUAAUUUACUGAUAAUGUAGGCGUGCAAAGAAUAAACUUCAAUAGUACCCGACCAUAAAGGUAACAAUCAUAUUGUAAGAGAUUCAUACUUCGAAUAAAGUAUGCAGAGUGGCGGAUUUGCUUUGAGGUCAAGUAGGCCCGGGCCUAGGGCCCAAUUCAAAGUAGCUUCACAGAGUGAGUAAGAAUUAUUUGUUUAAAUUCAACAUUCUUCAUAACUAAGGGCCUAGGUUGACCAAAACUGUUAAGUUAAUCCGCCACUGAGUAUGCCAGAGCGUUUCUAAAAAUAAAGCGUAGUAUUCAGGUUGGUUCUAAAUACUAUAACCCAGA
Molecule: messenger RNA, 1088 nt
Organism: Coccinella septempunctata (seven-spotted ladybird)
Lineage: Eukaryota; Metazoa; Arthropoda; Insecta; Coleoptera; Coccinellidae
Product: N-acetyltransferase 9-like protein
Exons: 4
Coding region: 61-579 (172 amino acids)
Biological process (GO): protein acetylation
Molecular function (GO): N-acetyltransferase activity
Source: RefSeq, a predicted model, not a curated record